AAAAAAUGUUCCAAAAACACGACAACUAUAGUGACACUCAGUCUUGUCCCUUCUUCUUCUUCUUCUUCUUCCCCUCCCUCAACACAUCAAAUCAAAUACAUAAAGUUCAAAACUUUUCUAUUUUCCAAAUUCAAAUUGAUUCUCCUUCACUGAAAAAGUGAUUCUUGGAACUGGGUUUGUCCUCUACUGUUUUUGCAAUGGCUGAGGAGAAAGAUGCUUUCUAUGUUGUAAAGAAAGGAAAUGUUAUUGGCAUCUACAAGUCUUUCACUGAUAUUCAACCUUUACUUUCAUCUUCUGUUUAUGGCGACUCUAUAAGUGUUUAUAAAGGGUUCUCUUUACCUCAAGAAACUGAGGAGUAUCUUAUCUCACAUGGGCUUAAAGGAGCCACCUACUCUAUCAGUGCUGCGCAUGUAAAUGCCGGUAGUUUUGGAAGACUUGUUGCUUGUCCAUAUCAGGAACCAUAUCCUUCUGGAGCAGGAUCUGUUAUGGAGAAUUCCUCAUCGAAGAGCUCACAAGGUGCAUUGCAAGUUGAUGCUAGUGAUCCAUAUUCCUAUGGAGGGAGAACUAAUAUGGUGAAUUCCUCAUUGAAGAGCUUGCAAGGUUCCCCACAACUUGAUGCUAGUAAGGGAGCUGGAUCAUCUUCGUUUUCGACAAGUUUGCAAAGGAAUCAUACAAUAAAUAGAUUACAACUACAAGCAGAGUUUCCUUCUAAUACUUGUCUUUCUUGUACACUCGAGUUUGAUGGUGCAUGCAAAGGAAAUCCUGGACCAGCCGGUGCUGGAGCUAUACUGCGUGCUGAAGAUGGGAGUAAGGUUUAUCGAUUGCGUGAAGGAGUUGGUACUGCUACAAAUAACGUUGCUGAAUAUCGAGCAUUGAUUUUAGGAUUGAAACAAGCUCUCAAAAAAGGAUAUAAGCACAUACGUGUUCAAGGAGACUCACUGCUUGUUUGCAAUCAGAUUCAGGGUUUAUGGAAAGUAAAACACCAGAAUAUGGGUUACUUAUGCAAUGAGGCCAAGGAGCUGAAGGAUAAGUUUCUGUCAUUCAAGAUAAACCAUGUUCUUAGGGAAUAUAACGCUGAAGCUGAUAUUCAAGCGAACCGCGCCUUAAAUCUUCAAGCUGGUCAAGUUGAAGAAGAUUGUGAGCCAAAUUAAUGAUCUACUAGCAGCAUAAAUGGCUAGCUUAUGCAUUUUGGCUGUAACAAAGGUCCCAACUCCCAAUUAAAUUUCUUAUGUGACAUUUCUUGUAUAGUUUGUGCCCUAUUUAAAUGCUGUUAGCUUAGGGAAUAUUUGGAUGGCAUUGCUUAGCUAAUGUAAGACUUUAUAAGGAUUUAAUUACAUGUUGAAGGUUUAAAAUUUUACAUUUUAGUGGUAUUUGA
This is a messenger RNA of Trifolium pratense (red clover), 1375 nucleotides long. RefSeq lists its product as uncharacterized. The record is from RefSeq and is a predicted model, not a curated record. The transcript is spliced from 11 exons. Gene Ontology annotation, molecular function: RNA-DNA hybrid ribonuclease activity; nucleic acid binding. Lineage: Eukaryota; Viridiplantae; Streptophyta; Magnoliopsida; Fabales; Fabaceae. Bases 198 to 1151 code for a protein of 317 amino acids.